GUUAUUGUAUUAUUGUACAGUUUAGGCAUAUCAAAUAUUCGGUUACUGAACAACACUCAAAAUGUUGAGAAUAAACGUUGGCCUGUUAUUGCUAAUUUUCGUCUCAUAUAUUGUUUUUUCAGAACAAACCGGAUCAUGCGAUAUUAAAGAUAUCAAGCGUCUUAAAACUCCACCGAUAAUUCAAAAUCAAACAAGCCACGUUAACAGCUCAUUGGACUUCAGAACGUGCGGUCCAUCAGGAAGUCCGGAUAUCAUAUACAAAAUGAUACCUGAUAGGAUCACUUCAAAGGUCCGUUUUAUAGACAUAGAGCUUUCGUUUAUGGCACUAGCUGAUGCUGACGGAGGUUACUUAGAUGCUAAUGUGGUAUAUGAGCCUGACAAUAUACAAAUGAAAUAUUCCACUGGCUUUGACUGUGGUUUGAUGGAGAGCAACCUAAAAUGCCCUCUGCCGAUUAAGAGGAAAGUGAACUAA
Anneissia japonica is the source of this 472-nucleotide messenger RNA. RefSeq lists its product as uncharacterized. The transcript has 4 exons. Bases 62 to 472 code for a protein of 136 amino acids. The record is from RefSeq and is a predicted model, not a curated record. Lineage: Eukaryota; Metazoa; Echinodermata; Crinoidea; Comatulida; Comatulidae.